UGUUUACGCGCCUCGAAAUGGGUGAACGCUUCUCGCUACAAAAUUCAUGCGGUUGCCGAGUCCGAACAUGGAAAGUUUAAGGCGCCUUUCCAUUGUUCCCAUCUCCCGUCCUUUGCGUUUCGAUGUACCCGAAACUGGAAGUGAACCGAAGCAUCUUUAGCGAACUGUUCUGCUGCGACUGCGAGGACAGACGCUUCACAGCCGCUCGAGACACCCAGCAAAGUCUGGCAGAAGACCCUUCUCACUAAACAAGGGAGAUCAGCUCUGCCUUUGAGACGCCUUGGAAUCGGACAGGGGGCUUUUCCCAGGAGUGUGUCCGGCGCAGUGAACCCGCAGAACGGUGCCUUCACCAUGGACACGGACUCCAUCGGCAGGAAGCAGGAGGAACCGGAUACGACGGGAGGUAGUGGUGAAAAUAAUUGUGGCGGUGAGGAAGAGAAGGAUGAUGAGCUCUAUGACAGCCUUGAACUACCAGCACUGACACAGGAAAAAGGAAUAUCAAGAGGUAUCAGUAAAAUCCUGCCAAUGCAGCAAAACAAAGUCCAUAAAAUAUCAAGGCUGGGCCACCAGGCGGAUGAAUAUGCAGACUUGCGCUAUGAUCCCAACUGGAAGCUGAACUUUGAGCAGCUCUACAAUGACAGGAACCAGCUCGCCCUGCUGGAGAGCAGGUACUUUCUUUUCAGAGAGGUGUCUGAAGAAGGCCUCUGCAGCGAGGAAGGCGAUGUUGCGGGAAGAGAAAUAGAGAAGCAGAGAAACAUCUCCCGGGUCCCCGCCGUGACGUUUUCGCCCGGCACGUCAGAGCACCGCUUGGAGUUGAGCUCAGAGAUGCCCCCAACUCCUUACCAUCCACCUUGGCGAGAGCAUAUGGUAAAUCACACGGAGCUGCGUGGUUCUGCGCACCGAAGCCCACGGCUGGCACCUGAAGGUGCCCCCGACAGAAAUCAUUCGCAUGAACAGCUGGUUAAAGCACACGAGCAUUUUGAUGGGACUGAUGGUAGAUCUGCAGGGCAGCACCAGUUCAGUGAACAGAAAUACGCGCACGACAGCCAGACCGUUAAAAACAAGCAGGAGAAAGCUGGACGUAAGGCGAAGCCCCUCCGCUUGUUGCCAACGGUGAAGGAAGCCAGAGCGAAGCGGGACAUUGUAGAGCGGAACAAGGUGACCCUGGGCAUGAACACUCCCAAGCAGGGCUCGUACCUUUGGACACAUGAGAACAAGGGAGAGAAAGGCUACACUAAAAAGAAUGAGUCAGAAACAAGAGAGAAGGUGUAUAGUGCUGAUAGCCUGGAGGAUGUGGAUGAAGCUCUGGAUGCAGAGCAAAGGUGGCAAAGGAGAGCGCAGAAACUGAAGCUAGCUCAGGGCUGCAGUGCCAAGAAAGGGCAGAAGGCAGAAAGAAACAAUCAUAAUCCAGCGCAAGACAGGAGACAGAAUCUCCCAAGAUCCUUGGCACACGAGGACAGGAACGGAAAGAGAGUCAGUCCAGUGUCGGACGCGUCUCAGUGGUCCAAAGCGUCUGCUCCGGCUCUGCAACCGAAGUGCCUGCAGGGGACUCCCACUGUGAACCUGAACAUCAACGUCAACACGCCUUCUGACAUCAUGUCUUUCUUGGACCAGCAAACCUCAGAGCACAGUGUCUCCACCUCUCACAACCCCGUGUUGAGGGCCAGGCCUCCAGGCAUCUACCACUUACCAACAGUGGGCUCUCAUUUGAACCUCUGGCUUGCCCCAUCUCAGGUGGUCCCGUACUACAACCCCAGACUGGCGCAACAGAUUCCCGCCCUCCCUUCCUCAGAUCAAGGUGCAGACCAGCAGAAUCUGGAAAGACAGAAUUUCCGAGGUGGACGCAGUGGAGGGUUGCUUUUGCCGGACCAGGGUAAUCCCUCAUUUGUGAGCAUGGAUCCAACCAAGGCAAGGGGCCUUCCUGCAAAAUGGCAACAUGCUGUUGAGCAAGUCGUCUACCAGGACCUGGGCAAUCAGCGCAUUAUGCAACAAUAUAAGAGCUGUUUGCUGAGUCCUGGCCUCACACCCCCGAGCUCAAGGCUUUACCAAGUGCUGCCCCCUAUCGGGCAGACAGCGGGAAGCAGCGCUGAACCGAGCAGCCAGAGAUCCGGGCAGCGAGUGAACAGCCUUCGGCGGAGCGUCUCAGAGGGCUACCUUGCAAAAUUGGAGAAGCAAAAGCAGCUUAAGGAAAGAGCUGCAUACAAGGCCUACACCCUAAAAGACUACAAAUCCCUACAAAAGGAUAUUAAACUUGGAGGACUUGGACCAAAUUAUAAAAUAUCAGAAGUUACUGCAGAGAAAAUGAGACGACAGAGGGAGUAUUCAAAUACCAUCCGGGAGCAGAACAAGAAGAUAGUCAAGGAUGCUUCUUUGGUGAGCAGAGAUCCAGUGGACAAGGAUAACAAGGACAUGGUACCCAGGAUGAAGGCUUUGGAAUAUGCAAGGAACAUUCCAAAGCCCAAGGUGCCCUCUCAGCAGAAGAACAGGGAGGUAACUAAGAAAGAAAGUUUCACUGAGCAUGUGCAAAAUCUGGAGUACCUAGACAUAUCCCAGCUGGCCACGCUGGAGAUGUUGCGGAAGCGUCAUGAAGAAGAAAAGCAGGCCAUAGCUCAUUUCAGAAUCCCACAGCUCAUUUAAUCCCAUGAAUCUAACAUUCAGUGAUAGAUGACAUGAAAUGUGGCGGUUUUUUUUCCACUUUACUAUGAAAUACUUGUGUGAGGUUUGUAAGCACUUACGAACAGCUUGUCAGAACCUCAGAGUGCAUUAUUAUAAUAAAAUCGAAAUUAAACUUGUUUCACUUCACUUUUAAUUCAUUAUGAUC
Molecule: messenger RNA, 2821 nt
Organism: Scleropages formosus (Asian bonytongue)
Lineage: Eukaryota; Metazoa; Chordata; Actinopteri; Osteoglossiformes; Osteoglossidae
Gene: jhy
Product: junctional cadherin complex regulator
Exons: 9
Coding region: 352-2637 (761 amino acids)
Biological process (GO): axoneme assembly
Source: RefSeq, a predicted model, not a curated record